Molecule: messenger RNA, 1733 nt
Organism: Myzus persicae (green peach aphid)
Lineage: Eukaryota; Metazoa; Arthropoda; Insecta; Hemiptera; Aphididae
Product: forkhead box protein S1-like
Exons: 9
Coding region: 1-1272 (423 amino acids)
Biological process (GO): regulation of transcription by RNA polymerase II; anatomical structure morphogenesis; cell differentiation
Molecular function (GO): RNA polymerase II cis-regulatory region sequence-specific DNA binding; DNA-binding transcription factor activity, RNA polymerase II-specific
Source: RefSeq, a predicted model, not a curated record
AUGAGCUACUUUUCGGGCUCCGGCGAUUUGGCCGGUACAACUGCAGAGAACUACAACUUUGACACACACUCCAAAGACCGAAAUAAUAUUAAAAACGAAACGACCUACCUUCAAGAUGUUCAGGAGGAUUGUUUUUACACCGAACAAAAUACUUCAAUGCGAGGAGAUGAUACUACAGAUAUAAAUGCUAACAACACUAGUGAAGAUAAACGACCCAACUAUUUUCAAGACUCUCAUCAUAUUUCUAUGCACGAACCAUCUACUACAGAGCUAGUGCCAUUGACCAUUUAUCCUACUGAAACAGACUUACAAAAUAAUGGUAUUGUGCAUACGGGUGACGUUAGUAGCAAUACUGUUACAUCGUUGGGAUCUCCUGAGGAACGGUCACCAGCGUCUACUGAUCAACAGCAGCCACAGCAGCAGACUGCUACGACUUUGCCCUCAAAGCCUCCGUAUUCGUACGUAGCUCUAAUCUCGAUGGCCAUUGAACAUUCGCCGUAUAAACGAGUUACGUUAUCUGAAAUUUAUAAAUACAUCACGGCUAAGUUUCCAUACUUCGAGAAAAACAAAAAAGGUUGGCAAAAUUCGAUAAGACACAAUUUGUCGUUAAACGAGUGUUUUGUCAAAAUACCUAGGGAUGGAGGCGGUGAUAGAAAAGGCAACUACUGGACUUUAGAUCCAAAAUACGAUAACAUGUUUGAAAAUGGAAACUAUAGAAGACGUCGAAGAAUGAAAAGACCAUAUAGAACAACACCUUAUAGUAGACCUGGAACUUAUUUUGGACCAGAUUAUAGUAGAGGUAUUUUAGGAUCACAUCCUACAAAUUUUGGUUCAAAUCCAAAUGUAACACCGAGAUUUGAUCACAGUAAUAGUUGGCCUAUAUCACCUUACUCGGCAGUUCCUCAAACGCACCAAUUGCAUUUUCCUCUAUCAUCUCAGUUGCAACCAGUGCAAUCUGUUCAGAUCUCAUCAAUGAAUCAUUCAAAUUACAAUCAUUUACCAACAACUAUGGCAAGCCCAAGUAUGACUUUUGGUGGGACAUAUCCACAAUGUCAACGGCGUCAACAACAAGAGGUAUUACCAGAUACUACUCUUCAGUAUUCUUAUUGGGCCACAUCAACAUCUUCUCCAGAUCAUAUGAUUUCAGUGAAAGAUGAACAUUUGAAUUUAUUGGAAAAAACACAAGAUACAUUGAACCUUGACCAUUUUGAGGUACAACCCCCAAACGUAGAUUUUGAAGUUACAGAUUCACGACAAAAAUGUUAUUUAUGAAAAACGAUUUGUAAAUCUUUAUGCACUCAUUUAUAUGGUUCUAUGAUAUAAUGUUUACAUUUAAUGCAUUAAUAAUAAGUAGGUAACAAAGAAAUGUAACUUAGAAUGUAUUAGUAUUACAUGGCAUUUUUAUCUGAAUUCAAAGUUUAUAUAAUUAUUAAUUUAUGAAGUACUAAUAUUAUAGUAAGCGUUACUAAGGGGAUUCUAAGAGGCAGGCCAAGUUUAACAUAUUUAUUAUUUUAGUAGGUUCCUAAAAAAAAAAAAUAUUUAAUUUAAUUUAAAAAUGAUUUUGUUAAUUUGUAAGUAUUAAUAAGUUUAGCACUUGUUUAUACUUAUAAGUAUGUGUUAAUUAUAUAUUAUUGUGUUUUUAGCUUAAUGUCAAAGCAACAAAACACAGAAUAUUUAUUUCUUAAAUAUUGUUACCAAAUGGAUUAAAUUGUAUGUAUACCAAAACAAUUGAA